This is a messenger RNA of Daphnia magna, 4583 nucleotides long. RefSeq names its product RNA-binding protein 38. The transcript has 9 exons. Gene Ontology annotation, molecular function: RNA binding. Bases 754 to 1710 code for a protein of 318 amino acids. Gene Ontology annotation, cellular component: cytosol. NCBI's taxonomy places the organism in Eukaryota, Metazoa, Arthropoda, Branchiopoda, Diplostraca, Daphniidae. The record is from RefSeq and is a predicted model, not a curated record.
AAUGGCGUCCAUUUUGUUCAGUCCACUUUUCGAUGGGCACGCUGCAAAAGCUGGUCAAAGUCGAUUAAACAUCUACUUAAUCUAGGCGUACCUUUAUCAGUGAACGUAACGUUGAAAUGUUCUUUACUUUAUUGUGAUGGCUUUUUAUUUUACUCGAGGGAUUGUGCCAGAUGAUUUUCGAAUCAGUGUCGCUAGUAACGAUGAAAGAAUGAUGAAACGCCACGUUGAUUUACAAGCGACAAAGACGUGACGGGCCAUUCAGAAAAAAUUCAUUUGCUCGGGAUUUGUUGUUGUGAAAGAACCCGCAAUAUGCACCGAUGUCGAACGUGAAAAUCCCGGCACUAGAACAUUAGUCUCAUCAUGGUUCAACUAUGGCGGCCACCACCUUCUGUUGCGUAUGUGCUAGAUAGCACAGCUCAGCCCUCGUGUGCUUAUUACUGUACGUUAUGUUGGGGCCUGGUCGUGUGUCAUCCAACUCCCGAUGGAAUAUUGGAUGUAAUAUAUGCAUCCAUCGUGUCAUGUCGCUGCAAGUUAUGUGGCUAUAGUUGACUCGAAUAAGUGGAUUUUCGCCUGAAAUACGGACACCUCACAUCUACGUGCUUCUCUACUUUUUGCCAAAUAUUGGACCAAGGGUAGGACAGAAAAAAAAACUGGUCUCGUUAACGAUGACGCGUUCACGUCAAACAACACUCGACACCACCCCCCACUUUCGUCUCUGCUUUCUUGCCUUUUCAAGAUCGAUAAUGGGAGAGAAUGUUGAUGUCUCAUCACCUGAACACACAACAACAGCCGUCCAUCAACGACUUUGAGAUUGUCGGCCUGUGCGCUAACGGCACCAGUUGCAACGGCAGUUCGGGUUUAAGUGGGGCCAUGGCCGGAACGGCAUCUUCAGCGUCCAGUAGUAGCUCUACGGGAUCGUCCACGUCGGGAUCGUCUGCUUCUGGCUCUAUCAAAGACACGACUUUCACGAAAAUCUUUGUCGGCGGAUUGCCCUACCACACGACCGAUUCCAGCCUGCGCGAACACUUUCAAGUUUACGGCGAAAUCGAAGAGGCUGUCGUCAUCACCGAUCGUCAGACGGGCAAAUCCCGCGGCUAUGGAUUCGUUACCAUGUCGGACCGUCUGGCGGCCGAACGAGCCUGCAAAGACGCCAAUCCCAUCAUCGACGGCCGUAAAGCCAACGUUAACCUGGCCUACCUGGGUGCCAAGCCCAGGGGCAACCUUCAAUCAGGAUUCCCUUUGGCGGCCGCCCUACGAGCCGGAUUUCCAGCUGCUCUUUUCGGACAAGGACAAUACGGAGUCGGACCGCAGCUGCUCUAUCCAUCGCCGUACGCUGUGACGCCGCCCGGUUUGAUGCAACUCCACCCGCAGUCUCAUCAUCAAGGCGGAGCCGGUGGACUCAACUCGGCCGCAGCUUCUGCCGCCGUCGCAGCCGCCGUCGCUUCCGGAUUCUACGACUAUCCGACGGCGGCCUACGCUGCUAGCCAAUUCGCUAACGGAGCAUUCGAAGCGUCUUUCCCCUUCGGUAGCGCCGCCGCCGCAGCCGCAGCCGCCGGAGCAGCCAAUUAUGGCUUGGGACCGGCUUUCACGUACGCCUCACUGCCGCCGGCGCUGCAGAACGCGGCCGCCGCAGCCGCCGCUUCCACCGGUCUGCCUCUAUCGCACUACGCCACCGCUCAGAGCCAACUGCAAGAAGCCCGGAUGCAAUAAGAAUUUAUUUUUUGCGUAAGAGUUUGGGGCAAAACAACAUGUCAUUUUUUAAAAUUUGAAAUCGAAAUUUGAUUAACAUACAGCGAAUAUAGUUAGGCCUUUAGCAUAUAGGAGAUGACCAGCCCCCGAAAUGAUGGUCCCUCCACCUCCUCCCCCCAACUACCCAGAGUAACGAGCGAAUGUGGACGAUGACCUUUUUCUACGAAUUUUAGGAAUGGAGAAACUUGUUGAUUAAUGCACCAGUUUUAAAUUUUACUAUUUUUAAAUUUUUUUGUUUUCGAAAGAGCAAAAAAAAAAGGAAAAAAAAAUUGCUGCGUCUCUUUUGAAUGGAUUUAUCUUUUUAAAAGUUAACCGGUUAAAGGCGACCAACACUUUGAUCGCUGGAGUCGAAUCAAGUGAUUCUUUUUUUUUUUUUUUUUCAAAUGAAGAUGUUCUAUGAAAAUGACCGUCUUACAUUUCAAGUCUUUUAUUGUUUAACAUAAUCAAAUCGCGCUAUGUUUAGAAUCAUCCGCCCCUCUCUCUUUCUCCCACCCCCCUCUGAAAAUCCCUUCAUUUUCUUGCCCCAUCCGCUCUUCUUUUUUCUUUUUUUAACGCAAAACAAACGAGAAACGGACGGCAAGUGUGAAGAUGACACACAGUACGCGACUGGUUCGAUGCAGAAUAACAUCUUCACUUCAUCUAUGGCCACCCCCCACCCGCAGAAACGUAGAAAAUGAGUUGAAUGUUCUCGUACAUCGCGCAGAGUUCAAACGAAAAUCCCCAAGUAAAAACAAAACAAAAAAGUCCCGAAAAAUGUUGAAAAAAAAAAAAUCGAAUGUUUCGUCUGGUUCGUGUUUCAUUGCGACUAUAUCGAUUGUUGGUAUAUUUCGUGUCAAAAAUGUAUUUUUUUUUUUCUUUUUAAAUUCAAUUUUCAAACUGUAUAAGAAAGUCAGACACGCGAGUCGUGAAACAAAUGCUGGCCAAUAAGAUUCUCGUACAGUUGAAGAAAUCGUUUGUUUGUGUGUUAAGAUUACGUCGUUGUAUUAGUCGAAAAGAUAAGCAAUUGAUGUUGUUUUUUUUUCUUUCUGAACGAUGUUGUUGCCGGGACGAGACAAAACAAUUGUCCCGGGAUUAAAGCUAAGUAAUUACGUGUUAUUAUUCUAUAUGUAUCAUCCAGUGCCUUUUUUCCUUCUUUUUUUUUUUCCACCUUUUUUUUGUUGUUUUUAUUUCCCCUCAAGUUCAGUUGUCAUUGUCUCCCUUGUCGUUGCGUUGCGCUUCUUAUUUUCCCGAUCUUCGUUUGACUUUUGUCAUUGACGCUUCCCAUCGUGAUCGGUAUGAGGGGGAAAGAGAAAGGUCUAAAAAAGCAAGCCAUCAAGUGACAAAGAAAAACAAAGAAUCCACUGAUGAAUCAACGUUCCUGACGUCAUAUCGAUCUAUGUCAUUUGGGUUAUGCCACUAAAAAUAGAUUAAGAGAAUUUUCUUUUCUUUUUUUUUUUUUUUUCUUCGGGAGAAACGUGUGGUGGGAUGGGCGAAGUGAAACGAGCUAAAGUCUUACAUACCUCUCUGCCUCAUUCUCUGCCAGUAAGAAAAAGCCUACAUCAAUUUUUACCAUUUGAAUAUUGGGGGGAAGGAGAACAAAAAAUGGUUCGUGCAGUUAGACUUUCGGGGGAUGCAUCACUCUCUGCUGAGACGUCACACUCCCUUCCCAUGUUUUUAUAUGCACGAUCGACUAUUUUUUAAUUUUUUUAUUCAAUGUUGUGACGUUGCAAUCAUUUCCUUUUGUUGCGGGAUCUCGCCGACUGUACGCAGUGUGUACGUCUAUCGCGUGUUGGCGUGUCUUUAACUGAAUAUCGACCGUGUGCCAACCAACGCCGAGUUGCCAACGAACUCUAUCCACUAGCCCCCCCCGUUCACCCCCUUCUGUUUCAUUUCUCAGCUGCCAAUCGAAGCUGACGUGCCAGAAUCGAGUGAAACAAAAGAAUUAAAGAGAAAGGAAGAGAGAGAGAGCAGAAAAGGUUAAUGUGCAAGACUUGCUCGUUUUUUUUUUUCUUUUACGGUUAUGUAUAGGGCUAACGCAAAUGGAGAGGAGCAAAGGGGAACCAUAAUUAAAGGUGUAAAACAAUAUCCUGUCACUUGGGAUUGCCAUUAGGGAAAACGAAAACAAGUUACAUUUCUAAGUUUUUUAGACGAAAGUUUUAUUUGUUUAAUGGCAAGAAAAGAGGGUGGGGUAGUUUCGUGACAAAAGAAACGGGAAAAUAGCAAACUUUAAUUUUUAGUUACCUGUCCGCUGAUUGAAAUCUAGUCUCUUAUUUCAGUUGUUUUCUGUCCCCUAGUCUCAGCUUACAAUUAAAAAAAAGAGAAUCAACGAGAAUCAUUUCAAUAUGCUGCACAAGCUUUUGAUCGCCCCUCCCCCGCUUCUUUCUUUUAUCCAGUUCUUAAUAUUUUAAUUAUUUUUAACAUUAAAAAACAUUUUCAUUUCUGGUCAUCGAAGAAUUCAAAAUGAAAAGAAUAACAUUGAAUUUUUUAAAAUUAGCAUUCAAAAAUAAAGAAUUAAGUAAUAACAAUGAGAUGAUUCAGUGUUCAUGUGCUAGCUCAAUUCAAUGGCGACGCGGCUCGGUGGAUUUUCUUUAUGUCAGUCCUUGUUUUGUGUCAAUUAUUGUGCAACGUGAAUCUCCUUUUUUUUUUCAAAAAUUUGUCUUAAAUCAUCGUCUUUCUGUCCUGUUAUUGUUGAUGUCAUCCAAAAGGUUUAACAAAGGUGACAAAUUGUAACGGCAUCCCGUUUUCAUCAGCCCACCAUCCAUCCACCGACCUAUACCCCCCAAAAUUGCCCCCCUACCCCAAAAACAUGGUGUAAUAAGCAAAUAAAAUUGAAAAUGCGCGCGCGAAAAAAAAAA